AUGGAUUUUCAAGAAGAUUUAAAGAAUUUCCCUUUAGAUUAUAGCAUUGUAAAGGAAGAGUACAUUGUUCAAGAAGAUGUCAUAAGUGUUAUUGAAAAACAAGAUGGGGAGAGAUCUGAAGAGGAUUUCCCUUGUCAUCUGUGCCAGAAGACUUUCAAGAAGGAAUGGUAUCUUAAAUUGCAUUUGAAGAGGCAUUCUGGAUUGAGGAAUUACCAAUGUGAUCACUGUGAAAAGAAAUUCACUGAAAGGGCUAUCUUAAAAUUGCAUGUUCAACGUGUUCACUUAGGAAUGAAGACUCCAGAACUUGUAAAUAGAUACAAGAAGAAAUUUUCUUGUGAACAUUGUGGAAAAAUUACCUACGAUAAAUAUGCUUAUGACAAACAUUUAUCAAUUCACAGCAAUAAUUGGGAUAUCCAGUGUCCAAAGUGUCCGAAGAAAUUUAGGCACAAAGACAACUUGAGAGAACACAUGUUUGUCCAUGUAACUGAGAAGCCAGUCUUGUGCAAUAUUUGCAAUAAAGCCUUCAAAAGGAAGAAAUUACUGACCAAACAUCUCAAACGUACUCAUCCAGAGAAUCCAAAUGAGAAUUCCAAAAAAUGCAUUUGUUGCCAAAAGAUCUUCAACACUAAAGAAUCUCUAAGGAAGCAUGUCAGUAACUGUCAUAAAGAUCUUCCUCCUGGGAUUAAAACAUUGAGGGACUACAUUAAAAAACCAUAUGAAUGUGAAAUCUGUGGAAGCUGUUUUGGGGAUAAACUUAAAUUGCAAGUUCAUAUGCGACGCCUACAUCUAAAUAAACAAAAGAAACACCCUCCCUACGUUUGUUCUGAGUGUGGAAAGCAAUGGUUCUUAAAAUACAAAUAUGAAACUCAUUUGAAAAGCCACAGAAAUGAGACACCAUUUCAAUGUGCUAUUUGCUCAAAAGAAUACAAACAUAAAUUCUCCUUGGUUCGACAUUUGAAGGGCCAUGAAAAUAAGAAACUCUCUUCAUCGUGCGAAAAGAAACCUGUGAAUAAGGAUUUUCUGAAAAAGCUCGAUCCAAAGGAAAUGUUGCAAAAAAAUGUUAAAGAAGAUUUGACGAUGGAUUCUGUUGUUAUUAAGAAGGAAGUUGAUGAUGACUACGAAAUGUAUUAAACACAGGAAAAAUAAUUUCAUUGUAAAGUUUUAUCGAAAAUAAGAAUAUAUGGUUAAGAAAAA
Molecule: messenger RNA, 1194 nt
Organism: Phlebotomus papatasi
Lineage: Eukaryota; Metazoa; Arthropoda; Insecta; Diptera; Psychodidae
Product: gastrula zinc finger protein XlCGF8.2DB-like
Exons: 2
Coding region: 1-1131 (376 amino acids)
Biological process (GO): negative regulation of transcription by RNA polymerase II; regulation of cytokine production; regulation of immune system process
Source: RefSeq, a predicted model, not a curated record